Molecule: messenger RNA, 2040 nt
Organism: Anoplophora glabripennis (Asian longhorned beetle)
Lineage: Eukaryota; Metazoa; Arthropoda; Insecta; Coleoptera; Cerambycidae
Product: tetratricopeptide repeat protein 25-like
Exons: 8
Coding region: 1-2040 (679 amino acids)
Molecular function (GO): protein binding
Source: RefSeq, a predicted model, not a curated record
AUGGCGACGCCAGCACAGUUCGGCAAGAAAGAUGAAAUCUACGGAUUCCAGACCCUGUUCCGAGAGCUGGGCUACUACAUAUCCAGGCUAGAGCAGUAUGAGAGGUCUUUGAAGUUCUUCGACGAGGCCAUCAAGAAUACCCCUCUAGACAAAAGGGCUCUCAUAGGGAGGUCUAGGGCGCGGGCGAAAGCGUGUCUGUACGAAGGGUCUAUCGACGAUAUCAACAAGGCGUUGAAAAUAAACCCCGACGACUUGGUCGUGCUUGCAGAGAAGGCUUUGAACACUUAUCUCAGUUGCGAGUUCGAGGAAGGUCUGCUGCAGAAUACUAGACUCCUUCCCAUAAGGCAAAAACCGGAAAACUUCGCCAUGGGGGUCAUGCACUGUUCGAACGCCAUCGAAAAUUGUGUCGGCGAGCGAGCAGGAAGACCUCUGCGUGAUCACUUCCGCUUCAUCAGGCGGUUGGCUUGGAAGAGAAACUACGAGGCCCAAAAACCUUUCGAGCCCAAACCCAGAAGGAAGAAGAAGAAGAAGACGAAGCUCGCUUUCAUCAGGGAACCAAAAGAACCGAUCAUUCAAGGAAAGUUGAAGAAAGGCAUUUCGAAAUUGGAAAUAGCUAAGGAGGGCGAAGAUAAACCUCUAAGCAUUAAAGAUAGUCUGCACAGCCAAAAGUCCGAAGAAAAUCGGAUCCCCCCUUUCGGUCAGGGGUUUAAAUUCAAACCCCUACAGAACUACACGACGAAUAUUGAGAAUUACAUGGCGGAAAAGUAUUUGGAUUCCAUGUACCUGGACAAGAUCUUCCUGAAGAAGCUCAGGACACAGCCGGGCGCCAUUUGCCCCAACCAGAAGGGGUCCGCGAUAAUAAACCAGCUGGCGAAAACUGGAUACAAGAUCGUCAGUUAUAAACAGGAUCUUUUAAGAACCAGAAGACCUUUUUACUUUAUUAAAUAUCAAGAGGCCACAGUAUCCGGCGCCCUAAAGGCUAGACAAGAGGAAGAACUAAACACCCAACAGCAAAAUGCCAAGAAGGAAGCGGACGUCCUUCUGGCCAAGAUGCAGGAAGCUCUGAAAACCAAGAAUCUUCGUCUUAUGCUGGACGUUGUCGAAAAACUGAAAAUGUACUGCGAUUCUAAAUCUAAGCGGUUAUUAAUGGACAAGGAUUUCUAUUUGCAAGAAAUAUACAGAUGCGUGUGUCGUGGCUUCUAUGACCUCAACAGGCUCAACAAGGAACAGUUCCUCUGGGACCAGGAGAAGAGGAUAUUUGUGGCGUUCGGCUUGCCAGUGAGUCGAUCACCGUCCUCAGAUUCCGUCGUCGAACAGUUCCGAAACGUUUUCAUCGACUACAAGAAGUUGAUCCAUACCUUCGAGAAGCGUCUUCAGAACGCCAUCUGCAACAACGAGACGUGUUGGUGCUACCACGAAUUGUCGCGCUUCCACAUCGAGUUGAAGCGGUGGGACAUGGCCACUGUGUACGCCAGGAAGUGCAUCCAGGACGGCUAUAAGGCGGAGAACAUGGAGUGGGUGAUCAACGGGACGAUGCUGCUGGCUAAGAUAAACGUCUCGCAACACAACAAGAACGACGCCAAGAGCGAAAUUCUUUCCGCUUUGGAAAUAUGUCAAAGUUUAGACGACGCCAACCUGCAAGAAUACUUGGACAAGUGCCUGGACGUGAUAGACCGGUUGGAGUUCGACGAGACGCAAGCCAUGAAGGUGCUAGAGAAGCGAGAGAAGAACAUAGUGGCAAUGAUGACCAGCGCAAAGAUGAAGGACGAAGUUUCACACCUGUUCCGCAUGAUGGCGGUGAUGCCUUCUUCGAGGAGGAUGCUGGUGAUGCCCGGGGUCAGGAUUGAGGAUAUGGAGAAGAAAUCUAAAAUAAACAGGAGGCAGUCUAUAAUGCCGGGAUCUAAGGCUGAGUCUAAAGUGGAUUCUACUACUCAUUUCUCCUUCGCACAGAGGAACAUGGUACCUAGGGAAACCCAGUUGAAGAAGGACAAGGAGUCUAGAGGGGUCGGCUUCAUGGAACUCAUUCAGUACCAUGUGUAG